AGAAACUCAUACUCUUCUCUCUUCUUCCCUGUCCACCUGCUCUCUCUCUCUCUCUCUCUCUCUCUCUCUUUCUAGCUAAUCCCAAUCUACAGCCCCCUCUCUCUCUAGACCCUUCUACAUUGCUCAGCAAAGAUUUCCGCACCACAUUCAUGUCGGUUGGCUGAUCUCGCUCUCCACGAUCUGCUCCUCCUCCGAUCUGCUCCUAUUGUUGUUGUUUUGUCGGUGCGGGUUUGAAUUUCGGGUGUGAUUUGAAGCAAUGACGGUGGAGGCGGAUGUGCGCCGUGAUGCGUGUGAAUCUGAGGUGUCCAAGUGUGAGGACAAUGUCACCGUCAAUGUCGGUGUGAUUGGGAAUGUGAAUGGGAUUUCCAAGGACGACGGCGACGGCUCUUAUGUGUUUGUCACAGGGAGUGACGCCGUGGCGGCGUCGGAUGAGUCUGAUCUGGCCAACGGGCACUGCGCCGGUGGAGUUGAGACCAAUGGCGGUGGCCGUGUUGAGUUGGAGGAGAGUGUUGUUGUAGUUGAGAAUCCUCAAUCUGAAUUACAAUUUCAUUCCAAAGCUGCUGAGGAGUCGAAAUGUUCUGGUGAUGGUCCGGAGAUUACGGUUGAAAGUUCUUGUCUUCAGAGUGAGGGGGAUCAGCAAUCAGCCAAGGAGGUGGUGGUAGAAGAUGUAGUUCAAGGGGCGGAGUCGACAUCGCAAGCUGGUGCUGAGUUAGAUAAGCAAGUUGUCAGUGGUCCUGAGUCGAAGGAGAAUGGGGACGGCGUGCCUGUUUGUGAUGGUAAUGAUGCCGCCUCUGUUAGUGAUCCUGAGUUGAAGGAGAAUGGGAACGGUGUGCCUGCUUGUGAUGGUAAUGAUAUUGCCUUAGCAAGUGCUGCCGAACAGAAUGGAUCUUCUGAAAGUGGCCGAUCCUUGGCUGCUGACUCUGUGGAAGUCAAGGUACAUUUGGAGACGCAAGUGGGCAAUGGCAUUGUCUCUGAUGAGAAUGGAGAUGCACUGCCUACUCAUGAUGUCCAAGAGAGUCUAUCUAAGUCCUUGGUCACAAAUCGCUUGGUUGAUAGAGCUGAAAAGAUUAAUGAGUCAUGUGAUGAAAAAGAGCAAAGUUUGGCUGCCAAUGGUGAUAUCCAAAACAGCACUUCAAAGCCCGUUGCUGAAGAAGCCAAUGGUGAUAUCCAAGACAGCAUUUCAGAGCCUCUUGCCCAAGAGGAGAAUAGUGUUUCAGAGCCUGAUGCUGAAGAAGAUGAUAAUGGUUCAUCAGAACAAACUGACCAAACAUUGACUACCAAUGUUGAUGUUAAAGACCCCUUUUUGGAACCCAUUGGUACAUGCGAAGAAAAUGGCCAAACAUCGGCUGCCAAUGUUGAUGUGCAGGAUAGUCUGUCCAAGCCCAUUGCUGAAGAGAAUAAUGGUUUAGGUGAAGAAAAUGGCCAUAUAUUGGCAGCUGAUGUUAAUAACCAAGAGAUCAUUUUGGAGAACUUAACAGACAGAAUUAAUGGGGAUUCAUGUCAAGAAAAUGGCCGAAGCUUGGCACAAAGUGUUGAACUCCAGCAGUUGGAAACUGAGAUUAUCAGUGGUCUUGUUUCUGAUAAAUCUGGAGAUGAGUCGCUUAUCAUUCAUGGUCAUGAAGAGAGUAUUUUAAAGCCAAUGGAUACUAAUCCCUUGGCUAGUACACCUGAAGAAAACGGAUCAUGUGAAAAUGAGGACGUUUUAGUUGCACCUGUUGAAGUUCAGAAACAAGUGGAAACGCCAGUUGCCAGUGGCCCUAUAUCUGAUCAAAAUGGGAAUGACAUGGCUAUUGUUCAUUCUCAUCAAGAGAAGACUUCUGUGCCUGAUUUGAUUGAUACACAUGAAGAGAAUAAGUCAUCUGAUAAGGCUUUUGUGUGCCAGAACUUAUCUGUUGGAAAUGGUGAAAGCUUUGUAGCUGUUGCUGAUACAAUAGUGAGUGAUGAAAAUGAGAAUUCUCUAUCUAUGGAAGAUAAUUCUACUCGCAGUAUUGAUGAUGGAACGCCGGAGCAAUUAGAGGAGAAGAAUAAUGAAAAGCUGAUUUCUUUUCCUCUUGAACAAUCAAAACCAGAAGUCGAAGCUGAGAGUUCCCCCAUUGAAGCUGAAACUUCUUCAAGUUUCGCCGCUAAUGAUGCAGUAUCAGAACUGAAUUCAAAAUAUGAUAUUGAAGCUGAGAUUGUCUCCGUCACAGAAGAUUCUCUCUCAAGUGGCCUAGCUAAUAAUGAAGCAUCAGAAGCCGAUUUAAAAUCAGAACUUACAGCUGAGAGUGUUUGCCCAGCUAGUGACACUCAAUUGGUAUCUAAUUUGAAAUCAGAAAUUGAAUCAGGUCAUGUUCCUGUUGUAGAUGACACACAGUCAAGUUGCCCUGUUAAGGAUGUCAUAUCAGAGCCCAUUUCCAUAUCAGAAUAUGAACCCAAGAUCCCUCCAGCCACCGAUGGUACCCUGUCAAGUUCACCAGCUGAUGAUGCAAUACAAGAACCCAAGACCAGCCGUGAUUCUAUUGUUUGUGAAAAUCUAGCAUCUAAUGAUGUUGUGCCUGUAGUAGAUUCUGGUAUGUCAGACUUGGAGACUGAAUGUGCUGACAAAAAUGAGAAGCCAACACUACAGAUUAAUGAUUCAGUGGAGGAUGAAGCCAUCUUGCCGGCUAGCUCAGGUGCUGAUGAGUCGUCUAUCAUUACUGAUGAUAAACCAGAGUCUGAAGAGUCGUCCAUCAUCCCUGAUGAUAAACCAGAGUUUGAAGUUACUCCUGUUGAUUCUUUGGAAGGACAGGAUAAGAUUGUUGAUGUUGAAAAGAGGCCUUUCUACUAUUUAAUUAGGAUUCCUAGAAAUGAUGACGAAAAUUUAAAAGAACAGAUCAAGCAUGCUCAAUUAAAAGUUGAAGAAAAAACCAAAGAAAGGGAUGCUGUUCGUUCAAAAAUGCAAAUGCAACGGGCCAUUUGCAAGGAGCAUAAAUUAAAAUUCGAAGCUGCCAUAUCUGAUGAGAGAGCUGCUCAAGAGCUUCUCAAGUCCAAAAGACAGGAAAUGGAUUCUGUUCAAUUUAUGAAUAGCAAAGUAAAGGAUGCUCUUUCGCUUGAGGAAAUAGCUAACACAAUACGCCAUCUGGAACACACCAUGGCUCAUGAGACCGUAUCUUUGAAGGAAGAAAAGCAGUAUAUUCGUGAUAUCAAGCAGCUCAAGCAACGCCGUGAUCAGCUCUCUUAUAGCCUGGGUAAACAGGAUGAAGUUCAACAAUCUUUAGAUCAGAAAGGUCAAAUUGAAGAACGCAUAAAGGAUCUGAGAAAGGAAAUGGAUCAACUCAAAGAAAAUCUUCUCAAAGCACAGGGAGUCACACAAGUUGCUAAAAGGAAAUAUAAUGGGGAGAAUGAUAUGCUGCAUGAAUUACAAUAUCAGUUUGAAGCUGCAGAUGCAAUCCGCCAAGAAGCAUAUGUACAUCUACAGAGCUUGAGGAAACAAAAUUAUGAAAAGACCAAACACUUCUGGAGGUACAGAAAUGAUGCAAAGGCUGCUAAUGACUUAGCAUUGAGUGGAGAUAAGGAGCAACUACAGCAUUUAUGUAUCAAUCAGGUGGAAACAUUUAUGGAACUCUGGAAUACAAAUGAUGAUUUCCGGAAAGAAUAUAUCAAAUGCAACACCAGGAGUACACUAAGGAGAUUAAGAACCUUGGAUGGCCGUCAACUUGGUCCUGAUGAGGAACCACCUGUAAUUCCUGAUAUAGUAAGAGUAACCAGGCAUAACUUGGCAGCAUCAGUAGUUUCUACUACUGAACCUGCAAAACGAGUUGCAAUUGUAGAAUCUGAAGAACCAAAUGAUAAAUCAGUGGAGAUUGUGGAGCGAAACAAUGAGACAGCUAAGAUCAAGAAGCCUGUGAAAGUUGCUUCUUCUGGAAUCAGCCAAGCAACAGUUUCUGGAAGAACAGAGAUUGUUGAGGAAAUAGUAGAAGACCCAAAACCUACAAAAGAGGAAGUGGAGUUGGCCAGAAAGGAAGAGGAAUUGAGGAAGGAAGAAGAAGCUGCAAAGUUGAGGGAUCAACGUAAGCAGGAGGAAAAGGCCAAAGCUAAGGAAGCAAUGGAGAGAAAGAAAAGAAUAGCGGAGAAGGCCCAAGUUAGAGCUGCUAUAAAAGCUCAGAAAGAAGCUGAAGAGAAAGAGAAGGAAAGGGAGAAGCGGGUAAGGAAGAAGGAAAGAAAGAAGGAAAAUGCAACAAAGGCUACAAAUGGCAUUAAUGAAGGAGAAUCUGCUCCAGAACGAACCUCAGAGACUACAACCGCGACCCCAGUGGAGCCUGAAGCUACAGAGAAACCGGUGACAAUAACGAAGAGGUCCCAGAAAAUGCAACAGUUCACAAAGCAAAGCAAGGCAAAACCAAUCCCUCUGCCUCUUCGCAACCGUAGUAAGAGGAGAAUGCAGCCUUGGAUGUGGGUGCUUGUUGCAGUUGUGGCCGUCCUUGGCUUGUUUUUGUUGGGUAAUGGUGGCAGCUUCUCUUUUCGAUCUAUGCUCGAGAGGUUUUUCUAAAUACUACAUCUAUGCACUUCUUUAAGUAGCUUAUUUAGCAGAGGUUGUUUGGGACAUUCCCUUGGUAUAUCUAGGAAAUCACUAUAUUAUAUAAUUAUAUAUAGGCGAUUCUUUUUUCUUUUCUUUUUUGGUGAGCAGCUUGGGUUUGGCUUUCUCCCUCCUAGUUUGCAAUAUUUAAUUGGGUUUUUGGUUUCAUACACCUAUAGAAGAGUGGUUUCUUUUAUUUAUAUGCUUAAAAUGUCUGAAGAAAAACAUAUUCAGUAUUACAAUAAAUUCAAGUUAUUUACUCUAUUU
Molecule: messenger RNA, 4801 nt
Organism: Argentina anserina (silverweed cinquefoil)
Lineage: Eukaryota; Viridiplantae; Streptophyta; Magnoliopsida; Rosales; Rosaceae
Exons: 8
Coding region: 257-4507 (1416 amino acids)
Source: RefSeq, a predicted model, not a curated record